Brachypodium distachyon (stiff brome) is the source of this 2368-nucleotide messenger RNA. RefSeq names its product purine-uracil permease NCS1. The record is from RefSeq and is a predicted model, not a curated record. The transcript has a single exon. The coding region runs from base 394 to 2082 and encodes 562 amino acids. NCBI's taxonomy places the organism in Eukaryota, Viridiplantae, Streptophyta, Magnoliopsida, Poales, Poaceae. Gene Ontology annotation, cellular component: plasma membrane. Gene Ontology annotation, molecular function: nucleobase transmembrane transporter activity. Gene Ontology annotation, biological process: nucleobase transport; transmembrane transport.
AAAAUACAAGUUUAUGUGGCACCACAGCUCUUUUUCAUACCUUUUACCGGGAAGGAUUAAUUCCUGCAGAUAAAACGGGAACCAAAUUGGUAGGCCCAUGUUUUCCAAACAAGAAACAAGAAACGAAUUUGAUCUUUUGCCCCUAGCCAGUGAUGUGCACUCGGCUGUACUUGCGACUGAACAUUUGAACCAACCAGGUUUCGCCUCCUCGGACGCAGGCCCACCUGCACGCAACACGUGUCCUCCCCCCUUAUCACCUCCCCCAAACAAACCUUCAAGAAAGUCCAGCAAUUUUUGGCGCCAACCCUCUCCUCUCGUUCCUUCCUUCCCUUCCCCUGCUUCUGCAGAUCUUGGCCUUCACGAGGCUGCCAGGAGUGGGAAGAGUUCACGACCAUGGCCGCCUGCGCGUCCAUGGCCGUGUCCCGAGCUCUGAUCACCACGCGGUGCCGCCGUCCCGGCGGCAUGCAUCUGCAGCCGCGGAUGCCACUCAUUGCCGGCCCCGGACCAGCAGCAGCGCCUCUGCUUCUUCUCCCGACCAUGGCGUCGGCAAGGACGAGGAGGAGAAAAAUCAUGCCGGAUUGUCCCAGGCUGGGCGGCGGCGGGGACGACCUGGCGCCGACGCCGGCGUCGGAGCGGACGAUGACGGCCCUCGACCUUGCCACCCUCUGGGUGGGGCUCGUGGUGGGCGUGCCGGCAUACUACCUCGCCGGCAGCCUCGUCGACCUCGGCAUGUCCGCAGCCCAGGGCGUGGCCACGGUCGCCCUGGCCAACCUCAUCGUCCUCGCCACGCUCGUCCUCGCCGCCGCCCCGGCUGCCACACACGGGCUCCCCUUCCCGGUCCUGGCCCGCGCCGCGUUCGGCAUCCGCGGCGCGCACGUGCCGGCCGCGGCGCGCGCGCUCGUCGGCUGCGGCUGGUUCGGGAUCGAGUCCUGGAUCGGCGGCCGCGCCAUCUUCCUCCUCCUCCCGGACUCCGCCAUAACCUCCCUCCCGCCGGCCAUGGUCGCCCCGGCGCACCCGGCGCUGCUCGGCGCCGCGUCGCCGGUGGAGCUGGCCUGCCUGCUUGCCUUCACGGCGUUGCAGCUGGCCGUGCUCUCGAGCGGCAUGGCCGGGAUCCGGAACCUCGAGAGGUACUCCGCCCCUGUCCUCGUCUUCCUCACGGCCGCGCUCCUCGCCUGGGCCUUCUUCUCCUCUUCCAGCUCCGGCGGGGUGAACUUCUGGGCCGUGCUGUCGCAGCCCUCCAGGCUAGCGGGCCCGGACCUCUGGGCCGUCUUCUUCCCGGCGCUCACGGCCAACAUCAGCUUCUGGUCCACGGUGUCCAUCAGCAUCGCGGACUUCGCCCGCUACGCGCGCAGCCAGGCUGACCAGGUGCUGGGCCAGGCCGGGCUGCCGGUGUUCAUGGGCCUCUUCACGCUCGCGGGCCUCCUCAUCACCUCCUCCACCCAGCCCAUCUUCGGCCGCGUCGUCUCCGACCCCAUCGACCUCCUCUCCCAGAUCUCCAUUCGCUCCCCAUGGCCCGCCGCCACCAAGCUCGCCUCCAUCGCCGGCGUCAGCCUCGCGAUAAUCACCACCAACGUCGCCGCCAACGUGGUCGCGCCGGCCAACACGCUCGUCUCCCUCUUCCCGGGCGCCUUCACCUUCACCACGGCCGCGCUGGCGACCGCCCUGCUCGGCGUGGCGUUGCAGCCAUGGCGGCUGCUGGGAUCCAGCGAGAGCUUCGUCUUCACCUGGCUUCUCGGCAACGCGGCGCUCAUGGGGCCCAUCGCCGGCGUCUCGCUCGCCGACCACUACCUCGUGCGCCGCACCCGGCUCGACGUCGCGGCGCUCUACUCGGAGGAGGCCGGCGGGGAGUACUACUUCCAGGGAGGGUUCAAUGUCACCGCCAUGGUGGCCAUGGCGGCCGGGUUCGCCGCCGUCGUGCCGGGGUUCUUGCAUAACGUCGGCGUGCUGGCCAGCGUGCCCAGGGCGUUUGUUGUGGCGUAUAACAACGCCUGGUUCGUCAGCUUCUUCGUCGCCGGCGGAUUCUACUGCCUGCUGCGGGGAUCGGAGCAGAGCUUAGUUGCCUGCUCUGCUGCUGCUGCUUGAUUGAUUCUAGACUCUAAAACUGGGUUUCAGAAUGACACCGCAUACAUACAGUAAGUUAUUUAUUUAUUUUACUAACAAAAGAUGAAUAAGUAAAUGAACAAGACACGGUGAUGUUCCAUACUGCUUUGUAAAGGAGUAAAGGAGAAAAAUCAGUCACAGAUUUGCAUAGAGUUGUGUAUAUGCAUAUUCUUUUUCCCAAUCGAUGAAUAUCCUAUUGGCAGCAAGUCGAAUGUAUAUCCAGGUUCAGUGCAGAAAUUUGAAAUGUGAUGGUAUCUAAUUUUCUUUU